Messenger RNA from Dermacentor andersoni, 1020 nucleotides. RefSeq lists its product as uncharacterized. Lineage: Eukaryota; Metazoa; Arthropoda; Arachnida; Ixodida; Ixodidae. The record is from RefSeq and is a predicted model, not a curated record.
GCAGCCGGGAUACGCGGUGGAUGACGCCGAAGGACUUGACACGACGGCGAGGCUCCAACGAAAGGGUCUGCAAGAUGGGACCACAGCGUGGCCGCCUACGAGAGUCGGCUGCGUGCCUGGUCGGCAGCUGUCCCAUCGUGUGCCUGUCGGUCAACCAGCUCUUCUCCAACCUUCGCUGCGUGUGGAGCAUCUCGGGCCAUCACCAGGUGGACCUCGACAAGUCAUGUACGGCCAGCGAAGCCGACGGGUGCUUCCACCUUGAAGAGCUGUCCCUAUGGAAAAACUUCCUGUGGGUCGUCAUCAUCAAGCUACGCGAAGGACGGCUGGGCCUGGCUUGCCUGCGCGGACGCGUGGUGCCUUUGGCCUUCAACAAGCGGCGCAGGCGGUCCUUCAUUCUGGUUCACUCGCCGCUUAUGAAGCAUCGCUCCAUCGAGUUCCUGGAGAUGCUCGAGUCACGGAUGUCACCAAAGCAGUUCCAGCUACGGGAAGGCCUGGAGCUUAACAAACACCUGAGGCACGCCAGGCUCUGCUACCGCCUGUUGGACGAUCCGACCAGGGAGCCGAUGGACACGCUCCACCCCAUAGUGGCCACGCUCGACCCGCUAGAGAUGGUGAGCGUGCGCUUCUCUAGCGUGGGCGUGAGCAUGUCGUGUGAGCUGCUCGACAGGUGCGACGUCAUGCUCACGCACGUCUUCUUCGAGAAAUGGACCGACGUGCCCGAUACUCAGGCUUUGAUGCGCUGAGGCGCCGUGCUACGCGCAGCGCCAGGUCCACGUCGACGAGCUGUUCCCGACGGUACACUCCCGCUGCGUGCUGGCCGACCUGCGGUUCUGUACCGCAGUUAUCCAGGAGCUUGUCUUCAGCGGCUGUGCUUCAUACACGUACGGCAUGCUGGACCGUCUCGCAGCGUUGUUCGUCCUCGUGGCCAGUCGGCGCGCGACUCGAUGUGGGGCCAGGAGCAUUUGGCUCUAGUUUCAGCUCAGCGCGACGUUUUUGGGCAUUUCAGUGUAUAUUAAAGAG